AACAAAAAAAAAAUAUAAUGGGCCCGGCCCGGACCGGACCCGGGCCGGUCCCGGGUCCACCAUUUCUGACCCGCCGGCCCGCCCGGGCCUAGGCCUGACCCGGACCCGGCCCGGACUCGGCCCGGACCCGAGUCCAUCCAUAAUUGCGCCUACUUCCGUUUUAUCCUCCACGUGCAACUGUUUGUUAUCCUACUUGGACUUAGAUAGCCUUCUACAUUUGUCUUAUUUGUCAGCCCAACCGAAGGAGAUAUUUCCGGCCCAACUGCAAGAAAUAGCACCGGCCCAACAUAAAAUAGUAUAUAAAAAUGCAUGGUCUAACUAAUUAUAUAGUUUUUCAUAGUCUAAAACCAACAAAUUCAGAUAAACUAGUAAAAUGAAAAAUCAAUUCGUCCCUCCCUUUACCUCUGAAAUCUCCAAACCAAACAAGGCCUAAGGGAACUUGACUUUUUAAAAGCAUAAUACAAAGUCCAUGACACUUUUGAUGGGAUUUGGAUGCUUGCUUGCAAGCUACUGGGCCACAGGAGUUGUGGGAAAUGGAGGCUGGGCCUUAAUUGGCUUAAACUCCAUGGAACAUUGCAGUUGGUGGGCAGCCUACUUUGAUUUAUUUGGACUUUUUGUUUCACUUUACACUAAGCCGGAGCCUGUCCUAUGCUAGUUUUGACUUCUAAAAUUUCUCUCUCCUUACCACUGCUGCAAGAUGGGGGUAGGUGGAUAUAGUAGAUACUAUUUUAGGUUACCAUGCUAGCUUAGAUAGUUCCUUUUGGAUACAUUUUGAUGCAUUGUAUAUGUUAUUUUCUGAGUAUAUAUAUAUUUACAUUUUAUCCAAAUAAUAAUACUAAUAAAUUAUUAUUAUUAUUAUUAUUAUUAUUAUUAUUAUUAUUAUUAUUACUAUUAGUCAUACUUCAAUUUCUAAAUGUUUUCCACCUCUGCAGCAAGCUAAGAUCAACUUUAAUCAUGCUUGUGGUCUUCCUUCUACUCAAGAUAACACUGUCAUUGCCCCACAUUCUAUGAAAACACUGGCUUUACAAUAUUUUACUUGUGUAGUUAAAAGUAUGGCUUCCAAGUAGAGUUUUUUCCAUUUUUGGUCCCCCGACUAUUAUGUCAAUGACACUUUUGGUACUCGACUUCUGAUUUUUCCAUUUUUAGUCCUCGACUAUUGUGCUAGAGACACUUUUAAUCCCUGACUUCAAGAUUUCCCACAUUUGGUCCCUGAGUAUUGUCAAAUCGACACUUUUAGUCCUCUCAUUAUGAUUUUGACACAAUAGGUGGAGGACUAAAAAUGUCACUAUUAUAAUAGUUGAAGGACCAAAAGUGUCACAUUUAUGAAAGUUGAAGAACUAAAUAUGGAAAUUUUCAAAGACGGGUACCGAAAGUGUCUCUAGCGCAAUAGUCAAGGACUAAAAAUGGAAAAAAUCAAAGUCAAGUACCAAAAGUGUCAAUGACAUAAUAGUCGGAGGAUUAAAAGUGGAAAAAAACUCCUUCCAAGUAUAACAUGAGUUGUAGAGACUUGGCUAUUUGGAGAAGUAACAAAGUGAAGCAUGCUAUGGACUUACUUCUUGCUAUUCCGGCUGAAGGUUUAGGACAAACUAUUAGUCCUAGACAGUUUACUGUAAUUCUUGCAUAUAGGCUUGACAUUCCUCUUUUUCAAGAUGGCGCUACUUGUUCUUGUUGUCUUGGUAGUAUGGAUACCUGGGGGGACCAUGCUCUUCGUUGCUCCAGCCUGAUUGGUCCAAACUUUAGACACAACUUGGUUCGUGACACAGUGGUUGACAUUUGUUUUUCGUGCUGGUAUAGCUCACGGAAUUGAGGCUCCUCUUGGGUUUCUUACACAGCAAGGAGUUGUUGAUCUUGAGCACUUUAAACCUGGGUUAGCUUUAGCUAGAGCCAUUGAGAGGAAGCAACAUAAGUGUGCUGAUAUUUGUAAAGCCAGUGGUCACAACUUUGGUACUUUAGGCUUCACUACGUUGGGGGAACUUGGACCGGAAUCUAUUUUGUUUCUUAAACGUGUUAAGAGCCAUAUUGCUAGACAUGACUCUACUUUAAAAGUUGGCAAUUUUCUUUUUAUUAGGAUAAGUUUAGCCAUAUAAAAAGGUGUUGGAGCUCAACUUGUUGCUAGGCUCCCUACUUGUUAUUUGUAAUCUUCAACCUUUCUUAUCCUAAUAAAAUGCCUUUCCAUAAUAA
Molecule: messenger RNA, 2181 nt
Organism: Cuscuta europaea
Lineage: Eukaryota; Viridiplantae; Streptophyta; Magnoliopsida; Solanales; Convolvulaceae
Source: the annotation of a GenBank genome assembly